Syngnathus acus (greater pipefish) is the source of this 1296-nucleotide messenger RNA. It is a transcript of the gene tmem19, whose product is annotated as transmembrane protein 19. Gene Ontology annotation, cellular component: membrane. The transcript is spliced from 8 exons. NCBI's taxonomy places the organism in Eukaryota, Metazoa, Chordata, Actinopteri, Syngnathiformes, Syngnathidae. The coding region runs from base 143 to 1153 and encodes 336 amino acids. The record is from RefSeq and is a predicted model, not a curated record.
GCGAGGUGUGCCGCUGGUAAAAGAUCCGCCUGUCGCUUCUUGUUUUGUCUUCAUGUGCGACCUUUUUUGCGAGUUUGGUGUGGAGAGCAACUGAAAGCGACGACAAUGAAGCCUGUCAAGUGCAAGCACGGCAGAGUACGAGAUGAGCUUUGAUCUGGGCGGCCCUCCCAUGAAGGACACCCUGAAGAUGAUGAGCGACAUGAUCCUGCUGGCCGCCACUUUGGCGCUUUCCCUCUUCUUCUGGACGCUUUCCCUGACCCUCAGCGCAUAUUCCGGGUCACUGCAGCCCGUGUCGCCGUGGCGAUGGCUCUUCUCCAUCCUGGUGCCGUUGGUGCUGACCAUUCGAGCCCGAAAGAGACGCAGCCUGGAUUUGUCGGGCGCGCUGGGAGCACUUUUUGUGGGCUUCGUGCUGACCAUGGCCAACUUCAGCUUCUUCUCGUCCCUGCUGGCCUUUUUCGUCACUUCGUCCAAACUGACGCGCUGGGGUGCCGCGCGCAAGAAGAAAAUUGACGCCGACUACAAGGAAGGGGGCCAGCGAAACUGGAUGCAGGUACUCUGCAACGGCGGCGUUCCCACGCAGCUGGCGCUGCUCUACAUGAUCGAGGCGGGCCCCGGCGAGACGCCCAUCGACUUUGGCCGGCAGUACACGGCGUCGUGGCUGUGCCUGUCGCUGCUAGGGGCGCUGGCGUGCAGCGCGGGCGACACCUGGGCCUCCGAGGUGGGGCCCGUCCUCAGCCGGUCUCGCCCCAGGCUCAUCACCACCUGGCAGGAGGUCCCUGAAGGUACCAAUGGCGGCGUGACUCACACGGGCCUGGUGGCCAGCUUCCUGGGUGGUCUGGCGGUGGGCGGGGCCUACUGGGCGGCUCAAGUGCUGUUUGUCGGCGAGCUGCAGCAGUGCGCCCCCCAGUGGCCGCUGGUGCUGUACGGGGGCGCGGCCGGCCUGCUGGGCUCCCUCCUCGACUCCCUCCUGGGAGCCAGCGUGCAGUACUCGGGUUUCGACACCAGCGUGGGCAAGGUGGUGAGCUACCAGUCGCCCACCACGCACUGGAUCAGCGGCAAACCCAUCCUGGACAACAACACCGUCAACCUCUUCUCGUCCAUCCUGGUGGCCAUCGGCCUGCCCGGGAUGGCUUGGGGCUUGUGGCCGCACUAGGGAGAUAGAUAUCAGGGGUGGGGGCUCCGCUCCAGUCCAGGCAGCGACGGGGAAACCGAGAACUUUGUUUUAUGGGCUUCGUUUGAAAAUAAAUCAAGCGCAAAUCAGCUUGGCGUGUGCUUCCUCCACAAGUGACCCGAAUC